AUGUCUAAAAAUGACGAGCUUUUAACCGACGACUAUGUCGCAGACCUCUUGGCGCAGGAGGCCAGCGACUGCUCUAUCAAAUAUUCAGCCAUGGGCAUGGAAGCAUAUCGCACGAAUAAGAAACCUGCGAACAUGAUGAAACCAAACACCCGAUUUUUACGACAUAUUAUUAAAGACACCGACAAUCACAACAAGGCACUUUUAGCCAAAGAGGCCGCCGAGUCCAAAGCGCGGUUGAAAGACUUGGAGCGCACCGAAGAGCUCAAGCGACGCAAAACGAACCCGAAUGUCAAUGAUAUCAGAAGGCGACAGAUGGGCGAUAUUCAUGCCAUCCUAGGCGGUAAAAGGCGAACAAAAACUGAAGAUGAGGCCGGACCUUCUUCAAGGAAAGAUUCGAGACGCAGCGAAAAGGAUCGAAAAUCAGAGCGCGAACGAGAUCACAACGAAGACGACCUUUUCACAGACAAACGCAACGAUCGCGGACAACACGGCCGACUAUCUCGGGAAGAUCGUCACAGUAAGACCGACGAUGACUCUAGGCGGUCGGACAAAUCCCGCAGAGAACACAGACGACGCGAUAGAUCACGAAGCAGAGAUAGAUCCUCCGAUGAAGAAGGUCAACAUCGCCGCAGUCAUAGACGGAGAGACAGGUCUAGAUCACCUACUCGCCGACGACGGUCUCGAUCACCUAGGGAACCGAAGAGUAAGCAUCGGCAUCGGUCACCUCUGGAAACUAAGGAAGACCGCAAACGGAAUGAUGAGGAAGAUGGGGACUCCGAUGUCUUGGAGGAUCUGAUCGGACCCGUACCACCCCCGAAAUACCGAGGACGAGGAACAGUAGGGGGGUCUUCGGGUAUUGAUCGACGAUUUUCCGAGACAUACGACCCCAAGACUGAUGUCCAAAUGGACGAGGACGAAGGUGGUAAUAGUUGGGACGAUGCUGUUGAGGCGUUUAGAGACCGCCAAAAGCUACGGCAAAACCAGGAAGAACGUAUGAGAGCAGCCGGUUUCGCGGAUGAGCAGAUACAGCGGGCGAGUGGCACAGAUGAGAAGGCAGCGGAGAGCGUGCAAUGGUCCAAAGCUGGAGAGAAGAGAGAAUGGGAUGUCGGCAAGGAGAUCGGGUCCGAUGGAGUGUCACAACCAGAAGAUUAG
Messenger RNA from Fusarium sp. VM40, 1152 nucleotides. NCBI's taxonomy places the organism in Eukaryota, Fungi, Ascomycota, Sordariomycetes, Hypocreales, Nectriaceae. The record is from the annotation of a GenBank genome assembly.